AAAAAGUAUUAGGCAGAAAAAGUAAUAAUAAAUCUGUCGUCAGCCGAUUGCUAUCUUCGCAACGUAACAUCGAUGUCAAAUCGUGUUGAUAUUGGUCGUCGAUAUUUCAGUCGAUAUGUAGAAAUUCCCGCGCUCAUGCGGGUUUGUGUACUGUCAAUUGAACGUAGAUUAAAGUAGCAAGAAUGGGAAUUUUAGGAUUAGCGAAAGUUAUUGCCGAUAUCGCACCUAAUGCUGUAAAGGAGAGUGAAAUUAAACAUUAUUUUGGUAGGAAGGUGGCAGUAGACGCAUCAAUGAGCCUUUAUCAGUUCUUAAUAGCUGUUAGAAGCGAAGGAGCACAGCUAACUUCUAUUGAUGGUGAGACAACAAGCCAUCUUAUGGGAACAUUUUAUCGUACAAUUCGUCUGAUUGAAAAUGGCAUAAAGCCUGUAUAUGUAUUUGAUGGUAAGCCCCCGAAUCUGAAAUCAGGAGAGCUUGAUAAACGUGCUGAAAGAAGAGAACAAGCACAAAAGGAAUUGGAAAAAGCUGAAGAAGCAGGCGAUGUUGAACAGAUAGACAAAUUUAACAGAAGAUUAGUGAAAGUGACAAAAACACACACAGAAGAAUGCCAGCAGCUUUUGAAACUGAUGGGGAUUCCUUACAUUGUGGCACCUUGUGAAGCUGAAGCACAGUGUGCAGCCCUUGUGAAAGCAGGUAAAGUGUAUGCGACAGCAACUGAAGACAUGGAUGCUUUGACAUUUGGAUCAAACAUUUUAUUACGACGGAUGACCUUCAGUGAAGCACGGAAAAUGCCAAUUCAGGAGAUUCAUUUAAACAAAGUUUUGGAAGGCUUGGAACUCACACGGGAUGAGUUUAUUGACCUGUGCAUCUUGUUGGGAUGUGAUUACUGUGACAGUAUCAAAGGCAUUGGCCCCAAACGUGCCAUCGACCUUAUAAAGCAGCAUCACAGUUUGGAAAAAAUUCUUGAGAAUAUUGAUACAAAGAAGUACCCACCACCAGAAGGGUGGAUGUAUAAGGAAGCAAGGCAACUGUUUUUAGAACCAGAUGUUGCUGAUCCAGAAACUAUUGAGCUGAAAUGGACUGAUCCAGAUGAGGAAGGUUUGGUGAAAUAUUUGUGUGGUGACAAACAAUUCAAUGAAGAUCGUGUGCGUAAUGGUGCAAAAAAACUGGCAAAGGGCCGGUCAGGGACAACUCAAGGUCGCCUUGAUACUUUCUUCAAAGUUUUACCCAGUACGAACAAUACCUCGCAGAAAAGAAAGAGUGAAGAAAAACCAGCUAGUGCAAAGAAGGCAAAAGGAGGAGGGGGGAGAGGACGGAGGCCAAAGUAAUUCCACUGUACUGUUGCCUAACAUGUCCAAAAUAAUGUUGCUCUUAAUUGAAGAUGUGUCUCCGAUUUGUUAUCGAACUGUAAAAUUUGAAAUAGGACUAAAACAUGCUAAAUCACUGUGUCUGUGACAUAUAUUGAAGUGAUUGUUUUGAUCUCAUAUCUUUUUGUAAUGAAUGGCAAUCUCUUCAAUCAUGUUGAUUUUUAAUUAAAUUAGACAUAAAAAUUAUAAUUGGAUCUGAAUUUAAAAUUGUGUGUGAAUGCUUUUAGAUGUGUGGUUCAGAUGUAGGUAUUCUGAUGUUGUUAUAGCUACACAAUAAAUAACCUUUUAAGUUCACCAACACUUUCUGUAAUGCAGGAGUUUAUUUUGGAAUGGAAAGCCUAAAGAAUCCUAAAACAUCAAGGCUACAAUUGGGUAAUAUCUGAACUUUAAUAACGUUUAAGAAAUAAAAAUAGCAUUUAUGAAAAUUAGUUUUGCAGGAGCAGAUACUGUACAAAGGAUUUUGUAGCUUAUAAAUAAAUAAUUAAAAAUGUUUUUAAGAUUGGGGUUAGUAAGUUACUGUGAUGGUGAAUGAAGUGAAAAUAUUAUGGAGGAAAGUGGGUGAUUGUUGAUAAUACUGCUGACUGUUGUAAUUUUGUAUAAUAUAUAAUAAUUCAUUUUAAGCAAUGAUUCAGUUGACAGACCAUUACUCGUCUUUAAAAAAAGUAUGAGUAAAUGCGCAUGAACAGUGUG
Molecule: messenger RNA, 2054 nt
Organism: Schistocerca gregaria
Lineage: Eukaryota; Metazoa; Arthropoda; Insecta; Orthoptera; Acrididae
Gene: Fen1
Product: flap endonuclease 1
Exons: 8
Coding region: 183-1325 (380 amino acids)
Cellular component (GO): nucleus
Molecular function (GO): 5'-3' exonuclease activity; 5'-flap endonuclease activity; RNA-DNA hybrid ribonuclease activity
Source: RefSeq, a predicted model, not a curated record